This is a messenger RNA of Nicotiana tabacum (common tobacco), 2942 nucleotides long. Its product is annotated as G-type lectin S-receptor-like serine/threonine-protein kinase At4g27290. Lineage: Eukaryota; Viridiplantae; Streptophyta; Magnoliopsida; Solanales; Solanaceae. Gene Ontology annotation, cellular component: plasma membrane. Gene Ontology annotation, molecular function: protein serine/threonine kinase activity; ATP binding. Gene Ontology annotation, biological process: recognition of pollen; protein phosphorylation. The record is from RefSeq and is a predicted model, not a curated record.
AGAAAAAGUUGUUGAUGGGUGAAGUGUCUCGCUCUAGUGGGGAAACUUCCCCACUGGGUUUGUUGACUUUAGCAUAAAACAUUCUCUUUCAGCAACCAAGGUAACAUUGUUUUCUUUUUUUCUUUUUAUAGCAAUUCUUCUCAACCGUGUGCAGCAAAACAACCAUGGAAAGCAAAAAUAAAUAUUUUCUUCUUUUCCUCAAACUUGUAUUGUUCUCGUGCUUUUCUUUCGAAGCUAAGACAAACACUACGAACCAAAAAUUGUCCCUUGGGGAUACGCUUGAUGCAGAGAAAUCCAUUACUAUUGGCGUAACUAUGGUCUCUUCCGGUGGAAUAUUUGAGAUGGGCUUCUUCACACUUGAUAAUCUAUCAAAUUAUUACAUCGGUAUAUGGUAUAAACAAAUAACCCCACAAACCAUAGUUUGGGUAGCAAAUAGGGAGACUCCUCUUUCGUUUUUAGAUAUGGAAUCCGCAGAGCUCAAAAUUAUGCAGGAUAACUUGGUGCUUCUCAACGGGAAUGAACUCUCAAUUUGGACGACAAAUAUUAACUCCAGCACGAAGAAACCUGUGGUUGCGAUUCUUCGUGAUGAUGGGAAUUUGAUUUUGAACCAUGGGUCCAAUUCACUGUGGCAAAGUUUUGAUCAUCCAAGCCACACAUUUUUGCCUGGUUCUAAAAUUGGCUACAACAGAAAAACUAAAACACAGCAAGCUCUUACUUCUUGGACCAACUCUGAAGAUCCUAGGCCAGGGCUCUUUUCCCUUGAGAUGGAGUCUAACGGUGAAUCCAUUGUUAGGUGGAACAAGACUGUAGAAUAUUGGUCAAGCGGACCUUGGAAUGGACACAGCUGGGGCACAGUACCUCUGAAAUCAAAUCCCAUGUACAAUUUCACGUUUAUAAAUAACACGAAUGAGGUAUAUUUUUCAUAUUAUAUUUUUAAUCCUUCGGUUAUGUCAAGAUUCAUAAUAGAUGUCACGGGGGAAAUUAAGCAGCUGACGUGGUUGAAUAGUACCAAGCAGUGGAAUAUGUUUUUCGCUCAACCAGUACAAUCAUGUGAUGUUUACGGUUAUUGCGGUGCAUAUGGUGCAUGCAAUGACAGCUCAAGUAUUCCCUUGUGUGAUUGUUUGCCUGGUUUCACUCCUAGAUCAAAGAAAGAUUGGGAUUUGAAUAGUUUCUCUUUUGGUUGUGAGAGAAAAACAAGUUUGAAUUGUGGUAAUGCUAGUGCAUCUAUUUUGGAGGAAGACAAGUACUGGAUGCAUUCUCAUAUGAGAAUACCAAUUGAUAAUAAUAUUUUAACCGUUGGUAGUGCACCAGAAUGUGAAUCCACUUGUUUGAAUAAUUGCUCUUGUACUGCUUAUGCUUUUGAGGACAACAAAUGUCUGACUUGGGAUGGAGACCUCUUCAACUUGCAACAACUCUCCGAAAAUGAUGCAAGUGGAAUUACAAUUUAUGUAAAACUAGCUGCUUCUGAAUUUUCAGCUCCCAAAGCAAUUGCAUACAAAACACAUAAAUCAAGAAGGCUAAAAGUUGCUAUUCCUACUACAAUUGCCACUACUAUUUUCCUAUGCAGCCUUAUCUGCCUAUUCUAUAAAACAAGGAGAGCAAGAAGUAGAGGAAAUCCACAUCUACGCAGCUGGUUGAACACUGAAAAGGGAGAAAAUGACUUAAUAGAUGAAGAGGAUGAGAAAGGCAUCGAAGUUCCAUUUUUUAGUUUGGAAAGCAUUCUAGCGGCAACAGAUAAUUUCUCAGAAGAAAAUAAGUUAGGACGCGGUGGUUUUGGCCUUGUUUAUAAGGGAAAAUUUCAGGGAGGACGAGAAAUUGCAAUCAAAAGGUUAUCAGCCCAGUCUAGUCAAGGUAUUAAUGAAUUCAAGAAUGAAGUAAUAUUAAUUGCAAGACUACAACAUCGAAAUCUCGUUAGACUUAUGGGUUACUGCGUCCAAGGAAAUGAAAAGAUCUUGCUCUAUGAAUAUAUGCCAAAUAAAAGCUUAGACACAUUCAUAUUUGAUGAAAGAAAUCAUGCGUUAAUAGAUUGGAAGAAGCGAUUUGAUAUCAUCUCGGGUAUUGCUCGAGGACUUCUUUAUUUGCACCACGAUUCAAGGUUGAGAGUCAUUCAUAGAGAUUUAAAAACAAGUAACAUAUUACUUGAUAAAGAGAUGAACCCCAAGAUUUCAGAUUUUGGCUUAGCAAGGAUUGUCCAAGGGAAUAUUACGGAAGCAAAUACAAAUAAAGUUGUUGGAACAUAUGGUUACAUGUCUCCAGAAUAUGCAUUAGAUGGAUUGUUCUCAAUCAAGUCAGAUGUUUUUAGUUUUGGUGUAAUUAUGCUUGAGAUCAUCUGUGGCAAGAGAAAUACAGGAUUUUAUCAGCGGGAAGAAGCGUUAAACCUCCUAGGUUAUGCAUGGAGAUUGUGGAAUGAAGGAAAUGCUAUGAGCUUAGUUGACGAUUCCUUACUUGAAUCAUGCAAUGAAGAAGAUGCAUUAAAAUGCAUUAAUAUUGCGCUCUUGUGUGUACAAGAAGAUGCCAAUAUUCGUCCAAGCAUGUCAGACGUAAUUAUAAUGCUUGGUAGUGAAAGCAUUUCCAUUCUAAAACCUAAUAAACCUGCUUUUACGGUAAGAACACGUGCUUAUAGCACAACAACUUUGCCCUCAAGUGAGUCAUACAUCAACUCCUACAAUGAGUUAACAGUUACCCUAGAAGAUGGCCGGUAACUUUGAUUUUAAAAGUUGAUUGAAUUUAUCCUAACUACUAGAGGGAGGACGCAUGUGAUCUACAUUGGCUCAAACAUAUUAGGUAUUUAAUUUUAAUUGAGAUGGUGAUGGUAAACAUGUAUUGAAAUCAAAAUAGAUUACCAUAAUCGUAAGAGCAUUUUAUAGUAUAUACAACAUAGUAUAUUAUGGCUCUUUUUUUUUUUACAGUAUGUGCUAAAAGCCUUAAAGAAACAACCAAUC